AGAGAUGCGACACUUCUCUUUAAUACAAGGGGUAUCAUGAUUCAUGCACAUUAUUUCAACUCCAUCAAAUACUUAUUGAUCAAUAUCCAUUGAAUUUUCCAUUUGCUUCAUUCUCUCACACUCAAACAUGAAAAUAAUGGCUUCUAUACAAAACUAUCUUCAUCUUCUCCCCUUCUUCCUACUACUACUAAUUUCUUCCAUAACAACAUCCAAAGCUACUAAUAAUUCUAUCCAAUCCCCAAACAUAAUUGAACCUUACAUUAUUGAUUAUCAAAACGGCACCGUUUUAAGGUUUUCUAACAAAUCUCUAACCUUUUAUCCUCCUCCAAUUGACUCUCAUGUGCAAUCCAAAGACAUAAAUAUUAGUUCUUCUAAAGGUAGUAAUCUACGCGCACGGGUUUUCAUGCCGGCCCGGCCUGACCCAGCCCAGCCUGACCCGGCCCGAAAGAUGCCCGUGCUUAUUUACUUUCAUGGGGGAGCCUUUUGUAUUGGCUCCCCCUUUAGUUGGCUAGACUCUCAUUUUGUGGCUCGUGUUGCGGCCGAGGCUCGGAUUGUUGCUAUUGCCGUUGAUUACCGACUUUAUCCGGAGUUUACGGUUCCUGCUCCGUAUGAUGACGCAUUGGCAACCCUUGAAUGGGUUUUGGCCCAUGGUACGGGUUCUGGCCCGGGUUUGGACCCAUGGGUGUUAAAGUACGGGGAUGUAAAGAGGAUCUUUGUAGGAGGAGAUAGUGCAGGAGGUAAUAUUGCUCAUAAUUUGGCCAUUCGGGCAGGGCUAGGAUCGGGCUUACAAUUUACUGGACUAUUCCUAGCCAUGCCAUAUUUCCUCGGGUCAAAACGGGUUCCACUCGAGCCCAAUUACAUUCACUACUCACCCAAUUAUAGAGUAUGGUCUUACGUUUGUCAUAAUUGCACGGGCGGAGUCGACAAUCCAUUUAUUAACCCAUUUGUACCCGAUGCCCCGAAACUCACCCACCUCGGAUGUAAGAAGUUGUUGAUUUAUACAGCCGAGAUGGAUGAGUUACGGGGUCGUAAUAUAUACUACUAUAAAGCAGUAAAGGCAAGUGGGUGGGCGGGAUUGGCCAGUUGGAUUGAGGCCCGAGGAAAAAAUCAUGUAUUUCACAUAUCACUACCAGAUGAUCCAGCAACAAGCAAAUUGAUUCAAGACUUGUCAAAAUUUAUCAAUGGUGCAUAAAUAUUUAGUACUCUUCAAACUUAUAUUUUGUAUUGGAAAUGUUACCUUUAUAUUUUGUAUUGGAAAUUUACCUUAUCUAUAGUCUAUUUGAGUGAAACCCUAGUGAUACACUCCCUUGAAUCAAGGGAAUAAUUGUGUGGGUUGAAACAAAGUGCAGAUAUUUCGUUCAUUCUUUAGAGUUUGCCUCAUUUAACUAAAAAAUUUCUCACAAAAUGGUCAAAGGAAGCAAACUCAAAGGAAUGGAUUAGUUUAAUUCAAGUGAUUUAUGUUGUCCUAGGAGUAUUAUACCAUACUCCAAAGAAUUUAAAUUAUGUGUUUGAAAUAAAGGCUCAUUGUUGAUUGUUCAUUA
Messenger RNA from Amaranthus tricolor (Joseph's coat), 1541 nucleotides. Its product is annotated as 2-hydroxyisoflavanone dehydratase-like. The record is from RefSeq and is a predicted model, not a curated record. The transcript has a single exon. Bases 128 to 1192 code for a protein of 354 amino acids. Gene Ontology annotation, molecular function: hydrolase activity. Lineage: Eukaryota; Viridiplantae; Streptophyta; Magnoliopsida; Caryophyllales; Amaranthaceae.